AUGAGGCGCGAUAUUCCACAGAAUUCAAAGCCAAUGCUCAAGGAUGAAACAAAGACUGCCGACGAAUCCAACUUUAAGUUCAGGUGUUGGAACUGCGACAUUACAUUGCAAUGUCUUCGGAUAACCAAAAACAACAGCAGAAGCCUGGCAAGUACCGUUCGAGACUUUGGCUCUUCAUUCCGGCCAGACCCCGACUCUUCCAGCAAUUCCCGCGCUGUGCCCAUCUACCAGACAUCAAGCUUUGUCUUCAAUAGUGCCGAACAUGGCGCCAACCUUUUCGCCCUGAAGGAGCUUGGAAACAUCUACUCGCGUAUCGGAAACCCCACCACCGACGUAUUUGAACAGCGUAUUGCCGCUCUCGAAGGCGGUGUAGGCGCCCUUGCUACUUCUUCCGGCAGUCUGCCCAAUUCGUUGUUGCUGCUACCCUCUGCGAGGCAGGCUCAAACAUUUUACCUCUACGGCGGCACCUACAACCAAUUCAAGGUUGCCUUCCCGCGCCUGGGAAUUGAUGUCAAGUUUGCCAGUGGCGACGAUGCUGCCGAAAUUGAGUCUCUUAUCGACGAUAACACUCGCGCAGUGUUUAUCGAAACAAUUGGCAAUCCCAAGUACAAUGUGCCCGAUAUUCGUGCCAUUGCCGACAUUGCUCACAAGCAUGGCGUGCCAUUGGUUGUUGACAACACUUUUGGCAUGGGCGGCUAUCUUGCUCGCCCAAUCGAGCACGGCGCUGACAUUGUCACCCAUUCGGCGACCAAGUGGAUCAACGGCCAUGGUACUACUAUUGGCGGCGUUGUUGUUGAUGCUGGCACAUUCCCCUGGAAUAAUGGCCGCUUCCCUUGCUUUACUGAGCCUUCUCCUGGAUAUCACGGUCUUAAGUUCUGGGAUACGUUUGGUCCCGAGGGUCCAUUUGGUGCCAAUCUUGCCUUCAUUUUCCGCGCCCGCGUAGAAAUCAUGCGUGACUUGGGGCCUUGCGCAACACCCUUUGCCUCCUGGCUGUUUGUACAGGGCCUAGAGACUUUGCCUCUGCGCGGCGAACGCCAUAACACAAACGCAUUGGCACUGGCCAGGUGGCUGGCACAGCACCCUGCUGUCUCGUGGGUGUCAUACCCGGGCCUCGAGGAUCACCCGUAUCAUGAGAAUGCCAAAAAGUAUCUGCACAACGGCUUUGGCGGUGUGCUAAGCUUUGGAAUUAAGGGUGGAAGCCAGGCAGGCAAUACAUUCAUUUCCUCGCUUAAGCUUACAUCGCAUCUGGCCAAUGUGGGCGAUGCCAAAACGUUGGCAAUUCAGCCUGCUGCAACCACCCAUCAGCAGCUCUCUGCCGAAGAGCAAAUUGCGUCUGGUGUUACCCCUGACCUUGUCCGCGUAUCGGUUGGUCUGGAGAAUAUCGAAGACAUCAAGGACGAUUUUGAGGCCGCUCUUUUGGAAUCCCAGAAAUAG
Molecule: messenger RNA, 1434 nt
Organism: Kickxella alabastrina
Lineage: Eukaryota; Fungi; Kickxellomycota; Kickxellomycetes; Kickxellales; Kickxellaceae
Product: O-acetylhomoserine/O-acetylserine sulfhydrylase
Exons: 3
Coding region: 1-1434 (477 amino acids)
Biological process (GO): transsulfuration
Molecular function (GO): pyridoxal phosphate binding; transferase activity, transferring alkyl or aryl (other than methyl) groups
Source: RefSeq, a predicted model, not a curated record